Molecule: messenger RNA, 3776 nt
Organism: Sinocyclocheilus grahami
Lineage: Eukaryota; Metazoa; Chordata; Actinopteri; Cypriniformes; Cyprinidae
Product: OTU domain-containing protein 7B-like
Exons: 11
Coding region: 295-2949 (884 amino acids)
Biological process (GO): protein K48-linked deubiquitination; protein K63-linked deubiquitination; protein deubiquitination involved in ubiquitin-dependent protein catabolic process
Cellular component (GO): cytoplasm; nucleus
Molecular function (GO): K63-linked polyubiquitin modification-dependent protein binding; DNA binding; cysteine-type deubiquitinase activity
Source: RefSeq, a predicted model, not a curated record
UAGCGCCUUGGUUGACAUUGUUGUUGUGGGAGUAAGAAUGUACUUAGUCGUCAAGUCUUUUUAAGACAAGAAGCAAGACGUAUUUUUGACAUUUACACAAAGCUGAAUAGCACAUUACCCCCGGAGGAAGCGAUUUUCUGCGAACGAAAGGCACAGAGUGGGAGGAAAUGAGAGAGAAAUUCCGCGAGGCCGCUCGAGGUGUGGCCGAAACAGUCCUUCUGCUGUGAGGGAGAAUUACUCUCCUGUCUUUUCUCUCUCCUGAUGUCCCCUUCUGCACUGUAAAUUCAUGAUCACAUGACUUUGGAUAUGGACGCAGUCCUGUCCGACUUUGUCCGUUCUACUGGAGCUGAACCCGGACUGGCCAGAGACCUGCUAGAGGGAAAAAACUGGGACCUCUCGGCUGCACUGAGUGACUUUGAACAGCUGAGACAAGUGCACGCUGGGAACCUCUCAUGCACCUUUGCUGAGGAGAGAGAGUAUCCCUCCUUUGAAAAGGAGAUAGCUCGGACAGGGCGGCCUCUCUUGCAUCGCCAAGAUGAGGUUGUUCAAGCAGCCACGGAGAAGCGACUGUCGAGGGGAAUCUCUCACGCCAGCUCCACCAUCGUCUCUCUGGCCCGCUCACACGUGUCCAGUACGGGCGGCAGCAACGAGCCACUUCUGGACACUCCGCUCUGCACCUUCCAGUUGCCUGACCUCACCGUCUACAGGGACGACUUCCGCGGCUUCAUCGAGAGAGACCUCAUUGAGCAGUCCAUGAUGGUGGCCUUGGAGCAAGCUGGACGGUUGAACUGGUGGACUCGUUUAGGGACCGGCUGUCAGAAUUUAUUACCUCUGGCUACUAGUGGUGAUGGGAACUGUCUGUUACACGCUGCCUCACUGGGUAUGUGGGGCUUUCAUGAUCGAGACCUGAUGCUGCGGAAGUCUCUCUAUGCACUGAUGGAUCAUGGGCUGGAGAGGGAGGCUUUAAAGCGAAGGUGGAGAUGGCAACAAACCAUGCAGAACAAAGAGUCGGGACUGGUUUACACAGAGGAAGAGUGGCAGAAAGAGUGGAAUGAGUUGUUGAAACUGGCAUCCAGUGAACCCAGGAUACACUACAGCACUAACGGCAGCAACGGUGCCGAGUCACAGGAGGAGCCGGUGUACGAGAGCCUGGAGGAGUUUCAUGUGUUCGUUCUUGCUCAUGUGCUCCGUAGGCCGAUAGUGGUUGUGGCUGACACCAUGCUGCGGGACUCUGGGGGAGAAGCUUUUGCACCAAUCCCAUUUGGAGGGAUUUACCUGCCCCUAGAAGUACCAGCCAGCAAGUGCCACCGCUCCCCUCUCGUUCUGGCAUAUGACCAGGCCCAUUUCUCUGCCCUGGUCUCAAUGGAGCAGAAAGACAGUUCCAAAGAACAAGUCGUGAUCCCUCUGACGGACUCGGAUCAUAAGAUGCUGCCUUUGCACUUUGCUGUGGAUCCUGGAGAAGACUGGGAAUGGGGCAAAGAUGACAACGAUCUACAGGCCCCAUUGGCCCAGCCAGAGUCACCUACAGCAUCUGCAGGAGAGGAUGCCCGCACCCCGCCAGACUCUGGAGAGUCCGAUAAGGAGUCCGUCAGCAGCAGUUCCAAUGGCAAUGGAGACAGCAGUACUACUGGAACCAGUGGCACAACAGGCAAAACAAGUGGUGGAUCUUCCAGCUCCUCUAGUUCAUGCAGUAACAGUUCAGCAGGGACAACUGGCACAAUUGGAAAGGAGAAGGGAAAGAAAGACAAAGAAAAGGAUAAGGACAAGAAACGUGCAGACUCCGUUGCCAACAAGCUGGGUAGCUUUGGCAAGAGCUUGGGCAGUAAGCUGAAAAAGAAUGUGGGAGGCCUGAUGACGGGAAAGAAUACAAGUGGAAUUGGAUCCAAACAGGAGGGUCAAGAGAAGAAGAAAGGCUCUCUGAGAGGUCGUAAGGGCUGUAAGGACGGCUCUCCUUCCAUUCAAACUGGCUCUGAGGACUCUGGGAAAGGUUCACCCUCCUCAACCAGCGAGCGACAAAAUGGAAGCUACUCUACUGAAGGUGACCCUUUUAAGUACAGUUCGGAUGUGAAAGUGAGUCUCAGCAUCCUCCGAUCCGCUAUGCAAGGCGAAAGGAAGUACAUCUUCGCUGCGCUACUCACUACAAGCAACCGGCAGCCAUUUCAGGAGGAAAUGAUCCAACGCUACCUGCUUGACGCCGAGGAGCGCUUCCGUGCCGAACAGGAACAGAGAAGGGAAGCUGAGCGGAAAGCGGCUGGAGGUCUCGCAACGACUGCUGGGUCCCAACUGAAAAAGGACGGGCCUGAGCUGAGUUACAGAAGUUUUGAAAGCAAAGAGGAAGUCACUGAUAACUCACCUCCUACUUUUAACGCUUUGAAGUCGUCGUCUUUCAGCCCGGUGAUGUACUCUGGUGUGGUCCCAAUCCCUAGGGCCACCUUCAUUGACCAUUCUCCUACCCCACUCACGCAGCAUCUCCAUAUGCAUGGUUAUUUGGAUACACGACGGCAGCUGGCAGGAGGUUCGCCGUCUUCUUACCCAGGCCUACCAUCCUAUGCUACUUUGCCCCGACACUGCCCCCUAGCACAGGGCCCACCCCAUACCCAGUACCACACUCCCUCCACCAGCUUGGGUAGCCCAUCCCGUAUCAUCAGCCCCUGCCUGAUGUCUUUUCCCCAAGAUCAUGACCCAAUUGAUUACCCAACCGAACCUGCUGGAGGCUACACGAAUGGCUUGCGGGACUCACGUUUCACUUUGGACAGUCGCAAUGGGCCGAUGCCCUUGAGGCAUUACUCUUUAGGCAGUGCGGGUGGCCUCGCCAACCUGCAGUCCAGCAAAUGCCGAACGCCUACGUGCAAUUACUACGGCCACCCCGAGACGGGCAAUUACUGCUCGUACUGCUACAGAGAGGAGCUGAAGAGACGGGAAACGGAGCCGGCUAUCCACAGGUUUUGAAUGGACAAUCUCUGUCCGGUUUCUCUCCUAUAGGACUCAUUGGAGCCCGCCGUGUGAGCCACAUCAUAUCCUGAUUGCGUGGAUCUUGCUUCAAGACAUAAGUUCGGCCUUUCUGAACCAGGUUACUGAGAUUCGGCGCCCACAAUGAAUGGCCAUUGUGGGAAUAGGACUGCUGUUGUGUUACAUUUGCUGUGGCUCAUAGGCAGAAGCUUUAAGCUCCACCCACAUUUGCUUGACGUGGUCAUCCUCUUUCCUGUCUCCUUGUCUCCUCCUAGUGGCGAGAAUGUAGAGCACAGGCAAUAGACAUUGGAGCACAAUGUGCUACGUUGCAUAACACGAACAUGCCGCGUACCCCAAAAUACACGUUAAGCACAACCAGAAAAUACGUAUUUAUAUCAGCUGCGUUUGUAUACAUAAUAAUAGACAUUUCAUGUAGGAUUUCAGCUGCAAUCAAUGUAAGACUUGCCCAAUUGCGAUUGUAAGGCAAAAACACACUGUUAACUUCAAGUGAGUGUUAUCUGCAUUGGCCCAACGCUACAAUAAUUUAACUUGCGCCCCUUUGGAAGCCAUACCCGACUGGCUUGAAUUAGCUCAAAUGGUGCUUUCUCGCUUCUAAGAUGUUCAACUUACGGAGCUAAAUCUUGAUAGCCAAAGGUUUUGCUUUGGGUCUUCACAUGUCCAUAUUAAAAAAUCACAGUCGUUUACGUUUUACUAAGUGUUUCUACAACAUUUAAAAAUGCAAAACCUUUCAAAUUAGCGGGGGUAAAAAAAAGGAAAUCAGAUGUAAUUUUUCAGAAAUGGUACAUCAUGCAGAAGAGUUAUGUUAA